AUGUCGUUUCAAUAUAUUACUGUACAACAAUUCUUCGGUAAUUCAUAUGUAUAUCCUUCUUCAUCGUUAUCUAUAUCAAGUAUCGCUGCUGCAAAUACAGAUCCUUUGUUAAUAUCUGAUGUUCGACGAAUUUUUGAUGGUAAACGUGUUGUUUUUGCUGGUGAUUCUGAAGUUAGACCGAUAUAUCAUGAUAUGGCAACAUUUUUAGUUAACGGUCAUCGUUUAUAUUCUACAGAUAUUACUGUUCAAAAUAGUGAAAAGCUUUACCCGUAUAACAAUGAAUGUCGUGUGCGUGCUGAUGGACGACCAGGUAUGUCAAACUAUGUCGAUGAACAUAUGUGUCAGUGGUCACCGUCAUCAUCAAUUCAUUACAUCUAUCUUGCUUCGCUUGAUUGUCAUGAAUCAAAUGAACUUCUCCGUUUCGUUCAAUGUGCUGAUUUAGUUGUAUUUUCAUCAGUAAAUGGUGAUAUGAAUUGUCAUUUUGGUCGAGAAAUCUAUUUUCUUUCUUCUCAUCUCAUUUUUCAUGCUCAUCAAGUCGUCUCACUAUAUAUUUAUGAUACAAUUCGUGAUCGUUCAUCUAGUAUCAGUUUACUAUUUAAUCAACAUCAAUUUAUUAAUCUUCAAUCAUGUAUAUUCAUGUCGGUUAAUCCAUCAACUAAACUUGAAAAUGUUAUUAAACAAGUUGAAAGUUCGAAUAGACUUAUUUCAUUUACGAUCAAACAACCAAAUGAUAAAAAUAUGAAUGAAAACAACAAAUGGGAUUUAACUCGAACUAUAUUGAUACACAAGUCAUCUUAUCUUCGUUCAGUUGUACUUAAAUAUCCUUAUGAUUACAUAGAUGUAUCAAAUUAUAUUUCAAUUGUUUCGAAUACUACAUCACUUAAUUUGUUAAUAAUAAGAUAUCUAUAUACGAUAAUAAAACAUGAAGUUCUAUUUCAAAAUAAUAAUUGUUUAAUUGAAACGCCACCUAUUAAUGAAAAUGAUCUUCCUAUAUCACCACAAAUGACAUCCUUCGAUUCAACAAUUUUUGCUGUAUGUGACAGUCGUGCAAUCGCUUAUAUUUUACGUUGUAUGCCUAAUCUUAUUCGUUUUAUUUUUCUUUAUGCAAGAUGUUGA
This is a messenger RNA of Rotaria sordida, 1116 nucleotides long. Lineage: Eukaryota; Metazoa; Rotifera; Eurotatoria; Philodinida; Philodinidae. The record is from the annotation of a GenBank genome assembly.